This is a messenger RNA of Oncorhynchus gorbuscha (pink salmon), 3375 nucleotides long. Its product is annotated as DNA polymerase delta catalytic subunit-like. Gene Ontology annotation, cellular component: delta DNA polymerase complex. The record is from RefSeq and is a predicted model, not a curated record. Lineage: Eukaryota; Metazoa; Chordata; Actinopteri; Salmoniformes; Salmonidae. Gene Ontology annotation, biological process: DNA-templated DNA replication; base-excision repair, gap-filling; DNA replication proofreading. Gene Ontology annotation, molecular function: DNA-directed DNA polymerase activity; DNA binding; nucleotide binding.
CAGCCACGGGUUUCCGCUCUAUUGACCAAUCACCACGUGCGCUGUGGAAAUCCUCCGCUCUUUCCGGGGGUGGAAGUUCACGAAUUAAACGCACAAGUGGCGGGAGUUGUUGUCAAGUAGGAUCUGAUCGAAGUCACCACAUUGAACAAAGAUGGAUGCUAAAAGGCGGAAUAGCGGUCUGCCGAGGGGCGGGGCGUCCCAGGCCAAGCGUGGUAAAACUGCCGGGGAUUGGGAAGACAGCCCGUCCAUCUUCGAGGAGGAACUCGCCCUGUUCGAAGAAGCCGAUAUGGAGGCGGAGGAGAGGGAAGGACAGGCGGGGCAUGACGUCAUCCCUGUUGGUGAGCUGUUCUCUGCUGACCUCAACCCCCGAUGGCGUAGGCCGCAGGCCACCCCUCUGAACCCGGACUCUGACACCCUGGUCUUCCAACAGAUUGACCUCGACUACUAUUUAGGGGCUGUUGUGGCUGGCAUGCCAGGUCAGUCUCAGGGGAAUGUUCCAAUCAUCCGCAUGUUUGGGGUAACUGACAGCGGGAACAGUGUGUGCUGCCACGUGCACGGCUUUGCCCCCUAUUUCUACAUCCCUGCCCCCAAUGGGUUCACCAGUGAUCACUUGAGUGAGUUCAAAAGGGAGCUUAACUCUGCUGUGCUGAAGGACAUGCGCUCCAACAAGGACAACAUAUCGGUCACUGUGCUGGCGGUGGACAUCACACGCAAAGAAAGUAUGUAUGGUUACCAUGGGAAACGGAUUGCGGACUUCCUCUGCAUCACUAUGGCAAUGCCUCGUCUGAUUGCCCCGGCGAAGAGGCUCCUGGAGCAGGGAUUUAAGUUUGGACCUUUCCCCAUUCAGAGCUUCUCUUCCUACGAGGCUAACAUCGACUUUGAGAUCAGGUUUAUGGUGGACAGCGAUGUGGUGGGUUGCUGCUGGAUUGAGCUGCCCAAAGGGAAGUACCGGGUGAGGGAGGAGAGGAUGUUGGGGGAGACGGACGCUCACCACCCAGCCAAGGUGUCUCUGUGCCAGUAUGAGGUUGAUGUGGGAUGGACCCAGCUGAUCAGUCACCCAGCAGAGGGAGAGUACCAGAGGAUCGCUCCUCUCAGGGUUCUCAGCUUUGACAUUGAGUGUGCUGGAAGAAAAGGGAUUUUUCCAGAGGCAGAGAAAGACCCAGUGAUCCAGAUCGCCUCCAUGGUGCAGCGACAGGGAGAGAAGGAACCCUUCAUCCGCACCGUCUUCACCCUCCAGUCCUGCUCCAGCAUCGUGGGCUCCCAGGUCCUGUGCUUCACUAAAGAGAGCCAGUUACUACAGAGCUGGGCUGAGUUUGUGAGGACAGUGGAUGCAGACAUCAUCACUGGGUACAACAUCCAGAACUUUGACCUUCCCUACCUGCUGAACAGAGCAGCUACCCUGAAGGUCAAGCUGUUCCCCUACCUGGGCAGAGUACAGGGCAUCAAGUCAGUCCUGAGAGACUCCAGUUUCCAGAGCAAACAGAUGGGCCGCAGAGAGAACAAGAUCCUCAACAUGGAGGGACGAGUUCAGUUUGACCUGCUCCAGGUGCUGCUGAGGGACUACAAACUGCGCUCGUACACACUCAACGCCGUCAGCUUCCACUUCCUGCAAGAACAGAAGGAGGAUGUUCAGCAUUCUAUCAUCACAGAUCUGCAGAAUGGUAAUGAGCAGACCCGGAGGCGCCUGGCGGUGUACUGCCUGAAGGAUGCCUACCUGCCCCUGCGUCUGCUGCAGAAGCUGAUGUGUGUGAUCAACUACAUGGAGAUGGCCAGAGUCACCGGGGUUCCCCUCACCUACCUGCUCUCCAGAGGCCAGCAGAUCAAAGUGGUGUCCCAGCUACUGCGGCAGGCAAUGAAACAGGGUCUGGUCAUGCCAGUGGUGAAGCCUGAGGGAGGUGAAGACUACACUGGAGCUACAGUCAUUGAGCCAGAGAAAGGAUACUACAGCGUCCCCAUCGCCACCCUGGAUUUCUCCUCUCUGUACCCCUCCAUCAUGAUGGCCCACAACCUCUGUUACACCACCCUGCUUCAGAAGGGCUCAGCGGAGAAGCUGGGUCUGACCCCAGAGGACUUCAUCAAGACUCCCACAGGAGACCUGUUUGUUAAGAGCUCGGUGAGGAAGGGACUUCUGCCUGAUAUCCUGGAGGACCUGCUCUCUGCCAGGAAGAAGGCCAAAGCGGAGCUGAAAAAGGAAACGGAUCCUUUCAAGAAACAGGUCCUCGACGGUCGACAGCUCGCUCUCAAAAUCAGCGCCAACUCCGUCUAUGGCUUUACAGGGGCUCAGGUGGGCAAGCUGCCCUGCCUUGAGAUCUCACAGAGUGUUACUGGGUUUGGCAGACAGAUGAUUGAGCAGACCAAACAGCUGGUGGAAUCCAAGUACACCAUCGCCAACGGUUACCAAGCCGAUGCCAAGGUCAUCUACGGGGACACGGACUCCGUCAUGGUCAAACUGGGCGUGGACACUGUGAGCAGGGCCAUGGAGGUUGGGAGGGAGGCGGCAGAGUGGGUCUCCUCCCACUUCACCCCUCCCAUCAAACUGGAGUUUGAGAAGGUGUACUACCCCUAUCUGUUGAUCAACAAGAAGCGCUACGCAGGCCUCUACUUCUCCUCCAGCGCCGACACUCACGACAAGAUGGACUGCAAGGGUAUCGAGACGGUCCGCAGAGACAACUGUACCCUGGUGGCCAAUCUGAUCAACACCUGCCUGCAGACCAUUCUGAUAGACCGAGAUCCCCAGGGUGCGGUGGCCCACGCCAAAGAGGUCAUCUCUGACCUGCUGUGUAACCGCAUCGACAUCAGCCAGCUGGUUAUCACCAAGGAGCUGACCCGCACAGCCCAGGAGUACACUGCCAAGCAGGCGCAUGUGGAACUGGCCGAGAGGAUGAAGAAGAGAGACGCGGGUAGCGCCCAACUGGGAGACAGAGUUCCCUAUGUCAUCAUCAAAGCUGCCAAAGGAGUAGCAGCAUACAUGAAGUCUGAGGAUCCAAUCUAUGUUCUGGAGAACAACAUUCCCAUUGACACCCAGUACUACCUGGAACAACAGCUCAAGCCACUGCUCCGCAUCUUUGAGCCCAUCCUGGGAGAGAGCAAAGCAGAGAGCGUCUUACUGAAGGGGGAUCACACGCGCUGUAAGACAGUGUUGACCUCCAGGGUGGGGGGGCUCAUGGCCUUCGCCACCAAGAGGAGCGCCUGUAUCGGUUGCAGAGCAGUGCUGAAGGACGAUGCGGCUGUGUGUGAUUUCUGUAAGAAGAAGGAGUCUGAGCUGUACCAGAAAGAGAUCUUACACUUAAGUACUCUGGAGGAGCGCUUCUCUCGCCUGUGGACACAGUGUCAACGCUGUCAGGGCUCACUCCAUGAGGAUGUGCUCUGUACCAG